UUUGGUUCAUAACAUCAAUGCGGAAGGAGAAAGUAGACGGAUGUUGAGAAACUGUUUCCCCUUUCUUUCCAAUUUAUACAAAGAUGUCUGAUCGAAACAGACAGGUUUUGUUCGAGAUUCUUCAAAAAGAUGGAAACAAUCGAUGUGCUGAUUGUCACACUACUGAGCAUGUAGACUGGGCCUCAUGCAACCUGGGUAUCUUCCUGUGUCAGGACUGCGCAGGGAUCCACCGUAGUCUGGGAGUGGACAUCAGUCGCGUCAAGUCCAUCAAGCUGGACUACUGGGAUGAUGACUUGGUCAAGAAAAUGGCGGAGGCUGGCAAUGAGAAUGUGAAUAAAUACUACGAACAACAUCUUCCUAAGUAUUACAGAAGGCCCUCCAAGUCAGACAAAGAGCUUUUGAGAGUUCAAUUUAUCAAGGCCAAGUAUGAGAGGAAGGAGUUUGUGUAUCCAGACAAACAGGCCCCCUAUAGCGCAAACAAGAAGGAGGGUCUCCUCAUGAAGAAGGGAAAGGAUCGCAAGGAUUUCUUCCCUAGAAACUUUGUGGUCAACUCCUUGGACAACAGUAUUCAGUAUUACAAUAAGACACAGUUGAUUGAAUCCAUACCUCUUGAUGAUGUGAAUGUAGUCCUAGUGUCGGACAAGGCUCGCGAGAAACAGAAUUGCUUUCAGAUUUCCUAUCCAAAGGGAAAAUCAACCCGCCAUAUCUUUGUAAGCUGUGAAGACCCCAAGGAGGCGGUGGAGUGGUACACGGUCAUUCGCAGCGCCAAGUGGGACAGACGUCGCCUGGCCUUCCCAGCCAUGAGUGAGGACGAGUUGGCCAAGGAUUUAACCACAGACUUUGGGUGUGAGGGCUGGCUGAACAAGCGCGGGCCCAACAUGGAGCCCUACAAGAGGAGGUGGUUCACCCUGGACCGCAGGAAACUCAUGUACCAUUCAGAACCCUUGGCUGCCAUUCCAAAGGGUGAGAUGUAUAUUGGCUACAAAGAUGUUGGCUAUUCUGUGGAGAACAAUAAUACUCGAGGUAAGGGUGACCCCCUGGAGUUCCUGCUGAAAACCCCAGACCGUGACUACUUCCUGAAAGCAGAGACCUCGGAGGACAAGGAUCGGUGGAUCGAUGUUCUAACGUCAAUCAUCUCCACCCAACCCUCUCAGGCUGAUAUUAAGUUGUAUACUGGUAUGGUGCGGAGCGGGCGGUGAAAAUCGCAUCAUUUCCCUAGCAACGGACUUCAUGUUUGUCACUCUACACUUAGUACACAGAUGUAUGCACGCACACAUUUCUGCUGAGAAAUGUUUGGACUCAUAAAAUAUGACUGUUAUAUUAUUUGUUAUGCAAUAGCUUUGGUGUGAGACCGCAAACCAAGUGUUCUUUUAAGCUUUUUAAUUAUAUUUAUAUUUAUAAGAACAAAGUUAUACACUGAUGUAUCUUGUAUUUGUUAUGAAUGUUUCCAAUAAUUUACUGUGUAUGUCUUAAAAGCGGAUUGUUUCUGAUUGAUAUGGUUGUUUUCUAGAACAUUCCUUCUAAAUGCCAUAGGAAUGUUUCCAGUAUGUAUCAAAAGCAAAGCACAUUAUUGUUGCAUGCAAACUAUGUGACAUACUUAGUGAAUCAAAACAUGUUAACAACCGGUGAAAAUAUUAAUAAGUGCAAGUUUUUUGUUGAUCGUAUUAAACUUGUUCAUCACAUACCAUAGACUUUAUCUUACCGGGUACAAAUAUGCGUAGAAUGUAUUGAUUGAAGCAAAAGAUAUUUGAUGAAAAGUAAAAGUAAUGCAACUCUACAUAAAAAUUCUGUGAAGAAUAAUAAUUAAGCUUUUUAUUUUACUCAUUUAAGUGACAGUUUAUAGCUAUAUAUGGGAAGAAUCGUAAGAAAACGUAUUUUUAUUGAGGAUAUCACUGAAAAUCUGGUUGAAGUUGGUUGAAAACAAACAAUAUAGUGAUUUUUAUUUUGGGGUUGAGUACGUUAAAGUACGAAAAUGACCUAAUUAAUAUUCAUGAUUCAACAGUAAAUUUCAAACAUAAACAAAAUUGCGGAUACGGGCGAAUUUAGCGGAGAGAAGGUAAGAACAAAUGCAAAUACAUCUGUUACAGACGGAAACUGAGUUGCAACGAUACGUUUUUGCUAAAUCCAUGUAUUUAUCUUCCAUAUGCUAAUAAUGUUUAGGGAAAGCUAAAUAUAGUUAUAAUUUGUAUAACUCGAGACGCUGCAAUGAUUUUCGCCUAUUGCAUGUAUUUAUGAAUAUUUAUAUAAUAUUAUUUUAUUGACCAGGUUUUCGAUGUCAACCUCCAUAAAAAAUAUAUUUCAAUGAAUUUUUGUAAAGUUUAUUUCUCGCUAUACGAUUUAUAUGCAAAACAACGUUCUAUUCUGCGAACUGUCACUUUAAAUUUAUUUGAUAUGUUUUGUUUAUAUGAUGUUGUAUCAUUUUAUUUCUUUCAAAGUGUUUUACAGAAAUAGUUUAUCUGGUAUAAACUCACUGUUAUUGUUGGUAUGGUGCUGUUAGCCGUUUUACCUUGGUACACUUAUUUCUAUGAACUAAUACAUCAAAGUGCAUUUAAAAAUCGAAGAAAUAGUUUGCAUUUUCAUAUGCCAUUAUACUUUUCCUUGUACAUAUUUGUAACAUUAUAAUCAUUCUUUAAUUUGAAGAUUCAAUUCCAUUAUUGAUAUUGGAUUGAACAAAUUCAUCAUGAUAUGUUAUGAUUACACUUAAAAUAUGUUUUUUCUUGGUAAAUAUUUUUCCUGGGAACAUAUAUUCAAGAAAUUCUCAAAAGGGAAAGAGAAAAAUCGCUACAAAACAACAACAAUAAGAAUCUAGAUUUAAUAAAACAUCUGACUAAGUAAGAUGUUUUUGCUGUGUUACUCUAAAAGAUGUACUAAAUCUUUCUAUUGGUAAUGAUUUUUAAGAUAAAAAUUACCAAAAUAAAAAAGAAUUUAGUCGAAACACACUCACUAUCAAUUAAUAAACAGUAUUUUCUUUAUUUUUUAUUUGCAAAUGGUAUUAUGAGAAAUUGUAUAUAAGAAAAUUGAUGUGUUCGAGAACUUAUUUUUCUACUUAUAUAUCUGUAAUAAUAUAUUUAAGUAUUUUUUAUACAUAUAAGUAUUCUCAUACAUUUAUAUAUAGCUAAAAAGCUGAGCAUGUAUUUAGAAAAAAUUAAAACCUCUAUUUACACUUUCCUUUAGUUUAUUUGUAAUAGCUAACAUAAUAGUUUUGAUAGAAAAAUAGAACUCUAUGUAUUUUUAUGCUUCUGUAUAUAUUUAUGUUGUUCUUAAUGCAGCAGUAAGCAACUCACUUGUCCUUACUUAGCACCUACAUCCUGCUGGAUUGUCUUGACUUAUACUGCAUUGUUUGUUAGUGAUUGUCAAAAUAACAUGUCACUCAUAUUCACUUUUGAAGACAGACAAUGUCACAGGCAAACCUUUGUCUUGAGGUCAAAGAUCAACCAUACAGAUCAAGGUCACACAUAUAUAAGUCAGAGACUAAGUAUAGCUAUUAUACAGUUUGUUUAGAAUUGUUUAUCACACAAAUAUAAAAUAACUUGCCACAAGUGAUUACUGUGGUUAUAGCAUUUCCUGUGUGACACUGUAUGCCAUGUGUGUCUGGCUGAAAGGUCAAGGUCAAAUGUAAAUGUCAAAUAUGGCCUUGAAAUAGUUUGUCUGAUGUGCAACUUCACAUAUUAGGCAAAAUUGAAAAAAGAUGACACAAACAAGCACUGUGUGCAGUAGGUAAGUUAUGCACACAAUCUGUGUCCAUGUCUUAAGGGUCAUGGUCAAUAAGGUCAGAUAUGGGCAUUCUACAGUUUUUUCUUGAUUAUCUAAUAUGACAUGGACAAUAAAAUGAAUCAUGACAUUUAGUGUUGGCCCUUUGUCAGUGUUUAAACAUGUGUUGUGGAGUCUGUGUUGCUUACUAACGAUACAUUGGAGCUACUCUCUGUGAAAUAGGGCUUACUUCAUGUGCAGAAAGUCUCUUCCCAGAUAAGACUGUUCAGUUUGCUUAGGCUAAUCAGGGAGGACACUUUCUUAUUUUGGAAGUUGUUGUUGAAAGAAAGUCUUUUCUAAACAAAAAUCCAGUUAAGGGGGAAAUUUCACCCCUGAUAAGCCUGUACAGAUUGCCCUGUCCAAUCUGAGACGAUUCUUCACGCACAUGCAUUAAGCCCACUUGUCCCAGAGCACAGCUAAUUGUUAUUGUGGACCAUAAUUAACACCAACAUUCCUGAUUGAUUUCAGGUCUAUCAUCUACACACCAUUCAAGUGUUGUAACAAGAUGUUUCCAUUAAAACAUUCAAGUUCAUCUGAAGGGCUAAGUGAAUUGUCAAUCUAAUUUUGUUGAUUGGUUGAUACUGAACUUCCUAGUUGAUGUAACAUCGGUAUGUUAUCAGUACUGGUAACUGUUAAUGCUUAAAGCUUGUUUUCAUAAGCAUAAUAUUGCAGAUUAAUGUGAUUUUUUUAACUUUGAUUUGAAACAAAUAAGGUGCUUUUUAUUUUUUCUCCUUAUUGGAAAUAGGUAAUAUCCGUGGCUGAAAGAUUUAUAUUACUACAAAUGAGGGUCGUAAAUAAAAAUCUUCUAUCUGCUUCCAUAUCCCAAGUGCAAUAACACUGUAUUAUGUGAAUUUGGACAAAGACAUCAAACUUGGAAACAAUAUAAUUUUGGUGAUUAGCUCAAACAAAACUGUUCAUUUCAAGUUUUGAAUGUAUUUUUGUAAAAUUAUUUUAAUAUUUUUAGUAAAAUGAGCACUUUUCCAUGACUUUAUUUAACAGUGAUUGUAUUGUUAUCAUUUUAACUAUUUAAAACUUGGUUCAUGCGCACACGAAGGCACUUAUAUAUUUUCAUGAUUUAAAAAAAAAUCAACUUUAAAGUAAAGCCAAUAUGUGGUUAUAUAUGCAAGUGCCUAUUUUACAAAUAAUGUGUCAAAAUUAAUCAAUACAACAGGUAAAACGGAAUAUAAUAAUUUUUUGAAAAAACUGUUUAUAACAAGACGUCUUAUUCCAACUGCACAUAAUAGUGUGUUGAUUAUAUUUACAAGCCACCCUCACAUAAUCUGCCCUCCUCAGACAGUUGUCCAUGUACAAAUUUCCUGUAGCAAUAACCAAUUUGUGUUCCUUUCAUAUUGUUUUUGACUGUUUUAAAAGAACUUUUUACAGUUUUUCAUACUUCAUAAUUUUGUUUUUCAAUAUUUUGAUAAAUUGUGUUAGAUUUAUGUAUGUGUGUUUAAGUUUAAGUUUUUUAUGCCCCCCGUAGGGUGGCAUAUAGCAGUUGAACUGUCCGUCAGUCAGUAUGUCAGUAUGUGUGUAUGUAAGUCUGUCCGUCCGUCCGAAAAAAAACACUUUAACGUUUGCCAUAACUUUUUCAAUAUUGAAGAUAGCAACUUGAUAUUUGGCAUGCAUGUGCAUCUCACAGAGCUGAACAUUUAGAGUGGUGAAAGGUGAAGGUCAAGGUCAUCCUUCAAGGUCAAAUGUCUCAUAUAUGGCGUCUGUCCGUCCAAAAACUUAAACAUUGGCCAUAACUUUUUCACUAUUGAAAAUAGCAACUUGAUAUUUGGCAUGCAUGUGUAUCUCAUGAAGCUGAACAUUUUGAGUGGUGAAAGGUAAGGUCAAGGUCAUCCUUCAAGGUCAAAUGUAAAAUAAUGGUGUCUGUCCGUUCAAAAACUUUAACAUUGGCCAUAACUUUUUGUAAUAUUGAAGAUAGCAACUUGAUAUUUGGCAUGUAUGUGUAUCUCAUGAAGCUGCACAUUUUGAGUGGUGGAAGUUCAUGGUCAAGGUCAUCCUUCAAGGUUAAAGGUAUUUUUUAUUUUUUUUUAUUUCAAAGCGGCGUGCUCAUGAAGCUGCACAUUGUGAGUGGUGGAAGUUCAAGGUCAUCCUUCCAGGUCAAAGGUAAGAAAAAUAAAAAUAAAAUUUUUCAAAGCGGCGCAUUAGGGGGCAUUGUGUUUCUGAUGAACACAUCUCUUGUUUCAUUUUGCAUUGUUUUUAAAUUAUUUUUAAAAGGCGUGUAAAGUACACAUACUUAUUAGUUUUAUGAUUGCAAAUUCUUUUUAAAUUAUGCUGGUUUUAAGAGAAAUAUGUUAUCCUAUACCUCUUGAUAUUACACACUUUGUUUUAAGGUUAAACUAUGACCUAAGUUUCAGAUGGCUACAAUGUGUAGUGAGACCUUUUGUAAAAUAAACAAAAUGUGUUCUUU
This is a messenger RNA of Dreissena polymorpha, 6166 nucleotides long. Its product is annotated as arf-GAP with dual PH domain-containing protein 1-like. Gene Ontology annotation, molecular function: GTPase activator activity. Gene Ontology annotation, cellular component: intracellular membrane-bounded organelle; plasma membrane. Bases 84 to 1199 code for a protein of 371 amino acids. Lineage: Eukaryota; Metazoa; Mollusca; Bivalvia; Myida; Dreissenidae. The record is from RefSeq and is a predicted model, not a curated record. The transcript has 9 exons.